AUGGCAUCCCCAGACUUCCUGCCGAGGUCCAGAACAGGAUCUGUUGCUGAUGACGAACUGGACGAGACAAGCCAGGCUGAUGUACUACGCGAGCUUCAGUUUCUCCAUAGGGUGCGUUGGGUGAGCUGGCUCGGCGGAGUGGUGGAUCCGGCGAUUCAGCCAGCCGUGCGCAAGAAAUUGGAAGCAGAUCAUAACUGUACUCCAGUUUUCCUAACGCAAGAGGUCGAGGACCUGUACUACCACAAGUUUACUCAGGGGGUCCUGUGGCCGCUGUUUCACUGCAUACCCACGAACUUCAAUGAGGCCCUUCUAGAGAACUUCCAGAGUCAGUACGAGGCAUAUGCGCAUGCAAACAAGCUGUUCUUAGAAGCUGUGGCAGGGAUCUACGAGGAGGGAGAUAUUGUGCUGGUGCAUGACUACGACCUCAUGCUUCUGCCUGCUCUCCUGCGGAAGAGGUUUCCUGACAUUACGUGCGGAUUUUUCCUCCACUGCCCUUUUCCCUCCACGGAGUUCUACCGCAUGCUUCCAGUGCGACAGGUACUUCUCGAGGGGAUUCUUGGGGCAGAUCUGGUGUCGUUCAACCACUUCGACUAUGUGAGGCACUUCCUCAAUUCGUGCACCAGGAUCCUUGGCCUUGAAUCUUAUCCCAGCCGAAUCGAGUACAACGGACGCUUGAUCAGCGUAAGUAUCUGCCCUAUGGGUAUUCAUCCCGAGGCGUUCGAGAUGACACCGGAGAUCGGGGCCGUCAUGGAGCGCCUGCGGCACGUGUGCCACACGGAAGACCGCAAGGUGCUCGUUAGCAUCGACCGUCUUGACCUGUGCAAGGGGAUCCCUCUGAAACUUCUCGCGGUUGACAGCCUUCUGGAGAAUUAUCCUGAGCUUCGAGGGAAAGUCAUUAUGUUCGUCGUAGUACGAGACGAUGGUCGAAGAGGUGACAGAGACCUUCGAAAGGCCGUGGAUGGACUGGUCGGACGCGUGAACGGAAAGUAUGGCAAAACAGACUACACCCCGAUUCACUACAUGAAGAAGAAGCUGAGCCACAGUGAGAUGGUGGCGCUUUGGGCGUUGGCUGACGUUGCCUUGGUGACGAGCCUGCGAGAGGGAGUCAACUUGGGAGCGAUGGAGUUCGUCGCAUGUCAGCAGACGUCUAUGCACGGGGUUCUCGUGUACAGUGAGUUUGCGGGGUGCGCGCUGUCGUUUAAAGGAGCGGUGCUGGUGAACCCAUACGACCCGGACAAGGUGGCAGAGUCCAUCCACACAGCGUUAGCAAUGCCGGUUAUGACGAAAAAGAUCAGGCAUCACCAACUUCUUCGGUAUGUCAACCAUUACACCAGCCAUCUUUGGGCGAGGAGAAUCAUCCCCUCGCUCCUGAUGGCCGGGCAGAAAGCACGGGAGUACAACCGAUUGCAAAAGUUGGACGCCGGGUAUCUCCAGUCAUUCUACGGCCGCAGCCGCCGUCGACUGUUGGUGUUUGACUACGAUGGGACUCUCGUGGCACACCACGCGCUCGCCCAGCUCUCCGCUCCACCCCCAGUUCUUUUGCAAGUGCUGGAAGCUCUGUGUGAGGACACAGCGAAUGUGGUGUACAUAAUUUCGGGCAGGAGAAAGUCAGAGCUGGAGGACUGGCUAGGAGGUGUGCCGAGGCUGGGUCUGAUCGCAGAGCACGGCUACUGGGUGAAACCAGCAGCUGCUCACCGCACACAGCAACCGAGAGAUCGUGCAAGCACGGGUUGGGAUGAAACGGGUAGCGGCAGCAGGUCAAGGGACCAGCUUGCCGACAUGGGGGAGUGGGGGUCAGAGCGCAGCGGGCGCGAGGGGAGAUUCGGAGAACGCCGAGAGAGUGGGUCGAGCACUCCAAUGGGGCACCAGCAACCAUCGAUGUCGUACAAGCAUCGUGGCCACAGACGAGUACGGACGGUGUCUGGAGGAGGCCUCUUUUCCCCCGACAGCGCCUCAAACAACCAGCCGACCGACGGCGCAGAGUGGAUUAUGCGAAGUCACAACGCAGACCUCAGCUGGCGGAGCGAGGUGCUUGCUAUUUUGGAGAACUUCACAGGCCGAACCCCAGGGUCGUUCCUGGAGCUCAAAGAUAGUGGUCUAACAUGGCACUUUCAAGACACAGAUCCGGACUUCGGGCAGACCCAGGCGAAGAACCUCCAGCUUCACUUCGAGCAGAUGUUGGCGAACGAGCAAGUGCGAGUGGUGAUGGCUCCUCUCAAGAAGUACAUCGUCAUUCAGCCGUCUCGAAUCAACAAGGGCAAGGCAUUAUUGACUGUUCUGCACGAGGACCCGCUUGGAUUCGACCUGAUUCUGGGCGUGGGGGAUGAGCGAACAGACGAGGAUAUGUACGAUGUUCUGCAAGGUAGCCAGUGCUUCACGUGCACCGUGGGCAUGAAGAUCAGCAAGGCUCAAUACUACCUCGAGGAUACCGACGCUGUUGUCAACAUGAUGCAGGGUCUGGCCCACGUAUCCCAACAAAAUUUUGCGAAGGAGAGAGACUCGAGACAAGGCAGCGACGUGUACUUUUCACUCGGGACACCACGAGGAGGCGGGACGACCCCACGCUUCUCGUAAAAUCGUUCACCGCAAAGCGGUGACCAUUGGAUGCUAGAGCUUCUAACGAGAGGGUGCUGUUGCGACAGCUUCACAUGUGGAUUUGAGAAGUGAUUUUCGAAGGUUUACUGAAGGAAAUAAUCCAACGUACUCGCUAAUAUAGUGGGAGGACUUCCAACUAGACGGCACGUACGUGCCCAAGAUAAAUUCCUGAAAGGGCCAGUUUACAUGAAGUGCCAGUACAGGUGGUUUCGUUCUCCUAUUGUUUCACUGCAAAGAUGCUACGUGUGUCUCUCCCGAGCCUUUUUUGAACUACCCAUACCAAAGGCGACCUUGGUGCGCCACUCGCUCUUGUCCAUCCCUGCUCUUUCCACCUCUUGCUCUCUUCUCUUCGCCGCAAAAUCGGGAACGAGGGAGAUUUCUUUUUUUUUUUGGUCGAGAUCUACCCGUGGGGUAGUUCGGGCCGCUAAUUUCUCCUUCCACGACAUUUUUCGUCCAGAGGUUCCUGAUCUUAGGGCAGGGUUAACGACAUCCGCCACUUUAGCCGGCUCAUCUCCCAAAUUUGUUUCAGGCGGAACCUUCUGUUCGACGCACAACGCCCGUGGCCGCAUUCCAGCAAAUGGUGGAGGCACAUCGUUCGCAGGUUCCUGUGUCUCCUCUUCUGGUGUUGUCUCCAUUUCCUCAGAAUUGGGUAG
Messenger RNA from Ectocarpus siliculosus, 3248 nucleotides. NCBI's taxonomy places the organism in Eukaryota, Phaeophyceae, Ectocarpales, Ectocarpaceae. The record is from the annotation of a GenBank genome assembly.